CACUUUAUUCAACUGCCGUGCGCAUAAGCACAGCGGCUCGUGACACUAUUUACUAUCUUACCACAUAUUGCAUUAGUAAUGUAGCUGUUUUGUCUGUUGGAACGUUUCUGGAUCGAUUGGUGGUCCUGGUAGUAUAUGGCUCCCUCUGCUGUCGGCAGCACGAGACAUAUUCCAGCUGGUCGCGCUUCCGUGAGGGUUUGCGAGUUCUCCCGUCCGCGUGGAAAACCACUUAAAGGAACAAAAACCGAGUCAGGAAUUUGGUGGCCGCCCGUGUCGGCAAAGCUAUCCUUCCGUCCACAAAAUCCUAUAUAAAGACCGAAGAGGAUAUAGCUUAUUAUUAGCCUGUUCCAUUUCGCUUGAGGAUUCUUCAGACCGACCAGGCCUCCGUUCCAUCCCCGGGCUCGCGUAUCUCCAUCAUCAACCGUCUGUCAUGGGGGACACCGGUAGCGAACGUAGCAAAGCACCUCAACUUCCGCCUCGCUGCUCUUGUGGAUUUUGGGGAUCGAGUGAAACCAUGAACCUGUGCUCUAAGUGCUUUGCAGAUGUCCAGAAGAAGCAGCCAGAAGAUGACUCCAACCCUGAGCCCCACCCAAACUCCGACAGAGACCAAUCGCCAGCGUUUGGCCAUGAGACAAUCAGCAGUACUAGCCAAUCCUCAUCUUCAGCUCCCAUAGUCCCAGACAUGCCAUCCAAUGAGGUUGCACCCACCCCAAAUCCCAACCCUCAAGAGGAAUCCUCCAGUACAGACUCCGAUCACAGCACUCUACACACACCCACCAAGCGCUCCUGUGAUUCAGACUGUGGCUCUGAGAGUGACGUCUCACCAGUGAAGAAAGCUUGCAUGGGGGAGGAGCUAAGUGAAGGAGAGGGGUCGAGAGGCGUGGCCAAGCAGAAGAGGCGGAGACGUUGCCACCUCUGCCAGAUCAAAUUGGAGCUGGUGCAGCAGGAGCUGGGGUCUUGCCGCUGUGGUCAUGUCUUCUGCAUGCUGCACCGGUUGCCAGAGCAACACGACUGCAUGUUUGACCACCUGGGUCGUGGCCGUGAGGAGGCGGUGCUUAAGAUGGUCAAGCUUGACCGCAAGGUGGGCCGGUCUUGCCAGCGAAUUGGAGAGGAGUGCUCAUGAGACUCCGCCCAUUGUGGGAGUAGCUAUACCGCAGAACAUGGGUCGGGGGGGAAGAAGAAUGGGG
Clupea harengus (Atlantic herring) is the source of this 1187-nucleotide messenger RNA. RefSeq names its product AN1-type zinc finger protein 3 homolog. Lineage: Eukaryota; Metazoa; Chordata; Actinopteri; Clupeiformes; Clupeidae. Gene Ontology annotation, molecular function: zinc ion binding; DNA binding. The record is from RefSeq and is a predicted model, not a curated record.